GAAUUCAUCCUCACCCUCCCAAGCGAAUCAGCUAUCAAAACGGAGAACGGCAAGAAAAACCAACAGUAGUAGAUGGCCGUGGGAUUAGCGACGAAAAAAAGUCACCAAAGAGAAGAUAGCACAAGUUCCAAUGGAGUGAAGAAUCGAUAUAGGAAAAGAAACACGUAUUUGUUUUGUUCUUCAGGGAACUGCAGAGAAUAGCUCAGUGCUGUUGAAUUUGACAUACAAAGGGAAAAAAGUUUUCUGAUCGGUAGUUCCAUUGGAGGGCGAAUUUUGUGUCGGGUUCGUCAAAGUAUUCGCUGGGGGUAAAGUAAAAGCUCACAGAAACAAAAUGCCGCCGGCCAACAAUAACAGUAACAACGACGAUUUACCUCCGCCGAAGGCAGAUUUCAGCGCUCCUCCGCCAUACGAAGCGACUGACAAUGGAGCUCAUAACCAAUAUGCUAAUUCACAUCAUCCGGAGAUGACCACAAAGUUACCAACCUAUGAGGAAGUUCAGAUGGAGAAGAUGAUCAAUCACGAGUUGCCCAUCCCGCCGGGAGUCAACGGGCAGCUUCCUCCGCCGCCACCGAGCAUCACGGGACUCCCACUGGGACCGGCAGGCCGACCAAUAGGCGGAACGAGCGGUGGUCCAGCGGUUACCUUUAUAGCGAUCGAUGCUGACGGAGAAAAUAUUAACGCUGAUAACAGCCUCUUGGGGACAGACAUUGUUUUCGUGACUGCCUUUUUGGUAGCAUUCCUGUUCAACUGGAUUGGAUUCCUGAUGCUGACCUGUUUCUGUCAUACAAUCGCUGCCCGCUACGGAGCUUUGUCCGGGUUUGGACUAUCUCUGGCCAAGUGGACACUUAUCGUAAAACAUUCAACUGAUUUUGCCUCACACGAGAACUCUUGGCUUUGGUGGCUUAUAAUGGCCUUUGGGUUUUUGAUUUGCGUUCGAGCCCUUGUUCAGUAUAUUAGCAUCAAGCGGACGUGGCGAUUGCUGUCCACCUCCGCCCAGGAGCGGUUACUUUUCUUCUACUGAGUUUCGUGUGUUGCCUAAAGCGAGCGGAAACCAACAGUCCCUAGAAUGACUAGAAUAUACACUAUCAAGUUAGAAGAUAGGGCUCCGAAGCUAUUAACUGAAUGUUCAAGCCCAUUUACAAGCUUACAAUCAAAUGCGAUGUUCAGUAGAAUGCCAGCAAGUCAUCAUCAGCGUUUCGCUGUUUCUAGUUUUCAUACUUAGAUUAGUAAGAAUCAUUUAAUCGCGAUUAAGCAUUCCCCCGUUCUUUUCUCGAACAUUUUGUUGCUUUAGUUUUCUUUUCUUUUUGUUUUGUUGUAUCACUAUACAAUCAAUGGCUUAACAGCACAAUGUUUGCUGAAUUGAGCACUGAGAUACUUUUUUUUUGUUAUUGAAGAAUCCCUGCAUUUGAAACGGCCCAAGCAAACUGGACAACAUGGAUUGUAGUAUAUUUGAGAACCAAGGCGAGCAAAAGGCAAGCUGGUCUUCGAGGGUCAAAAUAGAUGUACGGUCAAAUGGAUAUCCGACUUAACUAUACAGCAUACAUAUAGAGAAUAUUUUUGUACGUGUAAAUAGGCUUCAGUGUGAGUGAAACAAGGUCAAAUCCAACUACUACUUAUUGUAAACUUAAUGCACGCAAAUUUUAUGUGAAUAAAAUAAAUUGUAGAGAACAACAA
Molecule: messenger RNA, 1674 nt
Organism: Toxorhynchites rutilus septentrionalis
Lineage: Eukaryota; Metazoa; Arthropoda; Insecta; Diptera; Culicidae
Gene: Ndfip
Product: NEDD4 family-interacting protein 1-like
Exons: 2
Coding region: 332-1021 (229 amino acids)
Biological process (GO): metal ion transport; ubiquitin-dependent protein catabolic process; positive regulation of protein ubiquitination
Cellular component (GO): endoplasmic reticulum; Golgi apparatus; perinuclear region of cytoplasm
Molecular function (GO): WW domain binding
Source: RefSeq, a predicted model, not a curated record